This is a messenger RNA of Leptonychotes weddellii (Weddell seal), 3665 nucleotides long. RefSeq names its product DDI proteasomal shuttling factor 2 (gene DDI2). The record is from RefSeq and is a predicted model, not a curated record. Gene Ontology annotation, molecular function: protein binding; aspartic-type endopeptidase activity. Gene Ontology annotation, biological process: proteolysis. NCBI's taxonomy places the organism in Eukaryota, Metazoa, Chordata, Mammalia, Carnivora, Phocidae.
AGACGGAGUUGCAGGCGGGUGGCGGCGGCUGUGCCUGGUAGUGAGGGCGGGAGGGAGUGAGUCACUGAGCGUGUGUGAGGGAGGGAAGGAGCAAGCGGGCGAGCGAGCAGCCCGCGCCGUUCGCCCGCAACUCCAGCCAGGCCCCGCCGCCGCCCCGCAGCCCAGCGCCGAGGCCGGGCCGAGCCGAGCUGGGUCGGGCCCGGGCCAUGCUGCUCACCGUGUACUGUGUGCGGAGGGACCUCUCCGAGGUGACCUUUUCCCUCCAGGUCGACGCCGACUUCGAGCUGCACAACUUCCGCGCGCUGUGCGAGCUCGAGUCCGGCAUCCCCGCAGCCGAGAGCCAGAUUGUCUAUGCUGAAAGACCACUCACAGACAACCACAGAUCGCUGGCUUCCUACGGCUUGAAAGAUGGGGACGUUGUGAUUUUACGGCAGAAGGAGAACGCCGACCCUCGACCUCCAGUGCAGUUCCCAAACUUACCCCGAAUAGACUUCCGUAGUAUAGCCGUGCCUGGCACGUCAGGCUCCCGGCAGCGCCAGCCACCAGGAGCACAGCAGUCCCACUCAUCUCCUGGAGACAUAGCUUCAUCUCCUCAGGGCUUGGACAAUCCAGCCUUGCUCCGAGACAUGUUGCUGGCCAACCCCCAUGAGCUGUCCUUGCUGAAGGAACGCAAUCCGCCCCUGGCAGAUGCUCUGCUCAGUGGAGACCUUGAGAAAUUUUCUAGGGUCCUGGUGGAGCAGCAGCAGGACCGAGCCCGGAGAGAGCAAGAAAGGAUUCGUCUCUUUUCUGCUGACCCUUUUGAUCUUGAAGCUCAGGCAAAAAUAGAAGAAGAUAUAAGGCAACAGAACAUUGAGGAAAACAUGACAAUAGCUAUGGAAGAGGCUCCUGAAAGUUUUGGUCAAGUGGUGAUGCUUUAUAUUAACUGCAAAGUGAAUGGACAUCCUGUGAAAGCCUUUGUUGACUCAGGUGCCCAGAUGACUAUUAUGAGCCAAGCUUGUGCAGAAAGGUGUAAUAUAAUGAGGCUGGUGGACCGUCGGUGGGCAGGGAUCGCCAAAGGAGUGGGCACCCAGAAGAUUAUUGGAAGGGUACAUCUAGCUCAGGUUCAGAUUGAAGGAGAUUUCCUGGCGUGUUCUUUCUCUAUACUUGAGGAACAGCCCAUGGACAUGCUUCUGGGACUGGACAUGCUGAAGCGGCAUCAGUGUUCCAUUGACCUCAAGAAAAAUGUACUCGUGAUCGGCACCACAGGCUCUCAGACCACCUUCCUUCCCGAGGGAGAGUUACCAGAGUGUGCCCGAUUGGCAUACGGGGCUGGGCGAGAGGAUGUGCGGCCAGAGGAGAUCGCAGACCAAGAAUUAGCAGAAGCUCUUCAGAAAUCCGUAGAGGAUGCAGAGCGUCAGAAGCCAUGAUGCAUGUAGUGUGUGUGUACUGCAGCUGGAGUGGGCCCCAGACCAGAGAAAAGCGGUAAAGAAACUACCUCACUGGGAAUGUCAUCAUUACCAACUUCAGAUGGAUUUAACCAUCCAGCCCAUCCUUCAGGACAGAGUCCUGAGAUUGGUAAUCCUAUGAGUCUUGCUCACUCUGUCUCUGCUUCAGUCUGCCCUAUCAAGCCCAGUGACCCCGACAGCAUCGAACCUAAAGCUGUGAAGGCUUUGAAGGCUUCAGCUGAGUUCCAGAUAACCUCUGAAAAGAAAGAACAUCUUCCUCUGCAGGAUCUUUCUGAUAGUGCUUCUUCAGCAGACAGUGCUCCAGCAGACCAGAGUCCAGCCAUACCUUUGCAGAAUUCCUCUGAAGAAGCCAUUGUUGCCGAUAAUAUGGAGAAAUCUGCUGAAAGAAGCACCCAGGGCCUCAGAUCUCAUCUCCACACAAGACAGCAAGCUAGUGUAUCUGUCACAACUACUAGGGUGCAAGAACCACCAGGGUUUCUAGGUGAGAAGGGUUGGCAUCCAGAAAAUCAGAACCUGCAUCAGGUGAAUGGCCUUCAGCACAAAGAACCAGGGAAUGAACAGCACGGGGUUGGACAACUGAAUGCUCUAAACGACCGAGAACAUCUCUGUAACGCAGAGGACUUUGAACUUCUUGGAGAAAGGCAACAGAAUCAACAAAGAAGUGUUGAUUUGGAAUCGACAAUGAAAGAAGACCAGCUACAACAGAAUGCGGACCCUCCAGGUACAGAGGAAAGUACUCUACCUUCAGGAUGGUUUGGCUGCUCAAAGUCAGAAACAUUUAUGGAAGUAGAUACAGUUGAAGAGUCCCUAGUUGCUGUGCUUAAUUCAGCAGAUGGUCAGCAUGCCAGUGUCAAGAACAUCGGUGCAUCUGCUCUCACCUUAGAUAAUCCCUUGAUGGAAGUAGAAACAUCAAAAUGUAACCCUUCGUCUGAAAUUUUGAGUAAUUCAGUUUGCACUCAGGAUUUACAGUUCCCAGACAGCAAUGUUGAAAUGUCUGGAACAAGUAAAGAAGAUGGGGAUUGCUCCCCCUCUUUAAGUCUUUGUGGCAGUUCUCAGCCCUCUGUGGAGUCAGCAGAGGAAUCAUGCUCAUCUCUAACAGCAGCCUUGAAGGAACUCCAUGAACUUCUGGUCAUUAGUAGUAAACCAGCUUCAGAAAAUAUAUCUGGGGAAGUUAUCUGUCAGUCCGAAAUGGUAACUGAGGGCCAAACAGUUACUAAGGACCUUUCUGAAAGAUGGACCCAAAGUGAGCAUCUUACAGCUGCCCAGAAUGAAGAGCAUUCACAAGUCACCUUUCAUCAGACCAUAUCUGUAUCGGUGAGGGCAGAGAAGUUACCAGACACUUCAAAUGGUGCUGGAGUAGAUGCAGUAGAAAAUAGUACUGUAAGGGGUCCGGGCGAUGGCCUAGUAACGGAUAAGGAAAGUGUCCCCAAGCCUAGGGAAUCUGGAAAGGAGAGCAGCUCUGCCACUCUAGCCUCAGCUAAAACGUCUAAUCAGUCACACUGCACCUUAGGUGUAGACAUUCCACGCAAACCCUUAGCCGGUGAGGAGGAUGCAGUCAGUCACACUUCUGAGCAAGCGAAGUCCUUGUCCAAUUUCAUACUGGUUCAAGAUUUGGGUCCGGGCACACAGAAGCCAGUGCCAGACAGGCCUGAGACCAGAGAAGAUGUCUGUCCUGAAGCUGCAGGACGACUUCUUGAGUUUGAACCACCUCCCAGCCAGCCAGCAUCAAGUCCCUCCAUUCUUCCACCAUUAAUUUUUCCCGCCGCAGACAUUGACCGCAUUCUCCGUGCUGGCUUCACUUUGCAGGAAGCUCUUGGGGCUUUGCAUCGAGUUGGUGGAAAUGCAGACCUUGCACUUCUUGUUUUGCUAGCAAAGAACAUUGUAGUUCCUACAUAACCAUGGAAAAGGGGGCUAGACCAUACUCCAUUCCCUUUAAAAAAGCUAUACACGCACACACACAUACACACACACAUACACACUCACCACAUAUACAGUGUAUGUAGAAACCUGCAAGCAGAAUGUUGAGCCAGAUUUUUUUUAAGGAUUUUUUUCGGCCAAAGUAACUUAUCUCUUGUCUGAUGAAUUUGUCUAUUCUCUUUGUUAAAAUUUGGGCCUUUUUAAAUGUAUUGGCAGUAAUGUGCAUACAAAAGCUUUUUAUUAUCAUUAAGAUGAUGUAUUCUGGAAUAAAAUUGAUGGUUUCGUGUAUAGCAUACCAUUUUA